This is a messenger RNA of Saprolegnia parasitica CBS 223.65, 543 nucleotides long. RefSeq lists its product as hypothetical. The record is from RefSeq and is a predicted model, not a curated record. Gene Ontology annotation, molecular function: transcription coregulator activity. Gene Ontology annotation, biological process: regulation of transcription by RNA polymerase II. The transcript has a single exon. Lineage: Eukaryota; Oomycota; Saprolegniomycetes; Saprolegniales; Saprolegniaceae. Bases 33 to 470 code for a protein of 145 amino acids. Gene Ontology annotation, cellular component: mediator complex.
ACCACGCACCACAGACCAGAGACAAGAGCAGCAUGGCGGAGGAGUACCGGCAGCGCCUCGACAACAACGUGGAGAAGCUCGUCGAGAACUUCAAGGGCCUCGUGACCUCGAGCAAGGUCAAGGACCGGACGCAGACGACGCGCCAGGCGCUGCAGAGCGCGGUCUAUGCCACGACCCUCGUCCAGGCCAGCGAGUCGCUGCUCAAGCUUGUGGCCGAGCUCAAGCUCAGCUUGACGCUCAACGACUUUGAGGGCAUCAACCAAAAGGUCGACGCGACGUGCGAAGAGCUCAAGGAAAAGUGCGACGACGUCGACAUCUCGAUCAUGCAUCUCUCGACGGACGUCGCGUCCGCGCUCUUUGAGCUCGAAGGCCACUACUACCAGAGCCGAUGGCAGACAGCGCCGCCCAUGCCCGCCGCCGCCGCCGAAGACGACGAUCAUCUGGACGUGGACAUGAAAGACCUCAUGUGAUGGCAUCAUCUUCAUCUAGCAUGCUUCCGGCGUCUACUACUCCUAUAUAUACGGUCCGCGUGGCUAUUCGUCA